CAGACACGCCAUCAACAGUCAUGGUGGGCAUGAGCGUUCUGCGGACGGUGGCUGCUUUUACAGCCAGAUUAAACCCGUUGAAACAACCUUAUCUGUCAACAAAUCUACUCUCUAGGGCUGUUGCACGUUCAGAACAAGUUGUUGUCCGUCAUGGGAGCCAUGGUAAAAGGAUGUUUAUCAUCAAGCCCACUGACUUCUAUGAUAGAAGAUUUCUCCAUCUGCUGAAAUACUAUAUUCUUCUUACUGGCAUCCCUGUUGCUGCACUUGUGACUUCUGUAAAUGUUUUCAUUGGAGAGGCUGAGUUGGCAGAAGUACCUGAAGGCUAUGAACCAGAACACUGGGAGUACUAUAAGCAUCCCAUCACCCGUUGGAUUGCUCGUACCUUUUAUGACAGCCCUGUGAAGGACUAUGAGAAAAUGAUGGCACUUAUCCAAAUUGAGGCAGAGAAGGCUGAAAUGAGACAAAAACAACUUGAUGUACGCAGACACAUGAGGGAAAAAGGAGAUGGACCCUGGUUUCAAAUAAAGACACUUGACAAGGGUCUGAUUGAUCAUAGCCCAAAGUCAUCCCCUGAUAACUAGAUGUGGUCAUGCACACCUGUCAAAAAUAUUCAGGCAUUAUACAAUGUAUAAUGUGUUGUUAUUAAAAUAUUGUGAAUUCUGGAUUUUUUUUUUUCCUCUCUCUUCUUUGCCUCUGGCACUAAUAAACUAAAGAUUAAAACUUA
Messenger RNA from Xyrauchen texanus (razorback sucker), 724 nucleotides. RefSeq names its product NADH dehydrogenase [ubiquinone] 1 beta subcomplex subunit 5, mitochondrial-like. NCBI's taxonomy places the organism in Eukaryota, Metazoa, Chordata, Actinopteri, Cypriniformes, Catostomidae. The transcript has 6 exons. The coding region runs from base 21 to 581 and encodes 186 amino acids. The record is from RefSeq and is a predicted model, not a curated record.